CAGACAGGUUAUGUCACCGACAGAGGCUGCCCUGAAGCUCCCUGUGGCCCGGAGACUAUGUACAAGAGGAAUGGUCUGAUGGCUAGCGUGCUGGUCACCUCUGCCACUCCACAGGGCAGCAGCAGCUCAGACUCUCUGGAGGGCCAGGGCUGCGACUAUGCCAGCAAGAGCUACGAUGCCGUUGUCUUCGAUGUCCUGAAAGUGACUCCCGAGGAGUUUGCUAGCCAGAUCACAUUAAUGGACAUACCCGUGUUUAAAGCCAUCCAGCCGGAGGAACUAGCCAGCUGUGGAUGGAGUAAGAAGGAGAAACAUAGUCUCGCUCCCAACGUCGUGGCCUUUACCCGGAGGUUUAACCAGGUCAGUUUUUGGGUUGUACGAGAAAUUCUAACAGCACAGACUUUAAAAAUAAGGGCAGAAAUCCUGAGCCAUUUUGUGAAAAUAGCCAAGAAACUUCUAGAACUGAACAACCUUCAUUCUCUCAUGUCUGUGGUGUCAGCAUUACAAAGUGCACCCAUCUUCAGGCUGACAAAAACCUGGGCUCUGUUGAAUCGAAAAGACAAGACCACCUUUGAGAAAUUGGACUACCUGAUGUCUAAAGAAGAUAAUUACAAGCGGACUCGGGAAUAUAUCCGAAGCCUGAAGAUGGUUCCCAGUAUUCCCUAUCUAGGCAUCUAUCUUCUGGAUUUAAUCUACAUUGAUUCUGCAUAUCCUGCCUCAGGCAGCAUCAUGGAAAACGAACAAAGAUCCAAUCAGAUGAACAAUAUUCUCCGAAUAAUUGCGGAUUUACAAGUUUCCUGCAGCUACGACCACCUCACAACCCUGCCCCACGUGCAGAAGUACCUGAAGUCCGUGCGCUACAUUGAAGAGCUCCAGAAGUUUGUGGAAGACGACAACUACAAACUGUCGCUCAGAAUUGAGCCAGGAAGCAGCUCCCCGAGACUAGUCUCUUCCAAGGAAGAUCUUGCAGCCCCCGCCGGUGGCUCCAGUUCUGCGCGNUUCAGCCGGCGGCCUACUUGUCCUGACGCAUCUGUGGCUGGCAGCCUCCCCACGCCUCCAGUUCCGAGACACAGGAAGAGCCACAGCCUGGGCAACAAUAUGAUGUGUCAGUUGAGUGUAGUUGAGAGUAAAAGUGCGACAUUCCCAUCGGAGAAAGCGAGGCACCUGCUGGACGACAGCGUCCUGGAGUCGCGCAGCCCCCGCAGGGGCCUCGCCCUCGCCUCCUCCUCUGCCGUCACCAAUGGACUCGCCCUCGGCAGUAGUGAGAGCUCAGAGUUUAGUGAAGAGAUGUCUUCAGGGCUGGCAAGCAGGGGACGUCUCUAUGCCACGCUGGGGCCCAACUGGCGGGUUCCAGUUCGGAAUUCUCCCAGAACCCGGAGCUGCGUCUACAGCCCCACCGGCCCGUGCAUCUGUACGCUGGGGAGCUCGGCGGCGGUCCCCACCAUGGAGGGGCCUCUGAGAAGGAAAACUCUACUCAAGGAAGGACGGAAGCCCGCGCUGUCCUCGUGGACCAGGUACUGGGUCAUACUCUCAGGAUCCACCCUCCUGUACUACGGAGCCAAGUCCUUGAGGGGCACAGACAGAAAACACUAUAAAUCCACACCUGGCAAAAAGGUCUCCGUCGUGGGCUGGAUGGUGCAGCUGCCCGAUGACCCUGAGCACCCGGACAUCUUCCAGCUGAAUAACCCCGACAAAGGCAAUGUUUACAAGUUCCAGACUGGUUCCCGCUUUCAUGCAAUACUGUGGCACAAGCACCUGGAUGACGCAUGUAAAAGCAACAGGCCUCAGGACCAGGCUUCAGGAGAAAUGCUUUACGUGCAGGAAUUGGCCGAAUCCUCCCAGCAUCCCUGUGAGGUAGGUUCCUAUACUGUCUCCGUUUUAUGCUGA
Molecule: messenger RNA, 1884 nt
Organism: Lipotes vexillifer (Yangtze River dolphin)
Lineage: Eukaryota; Metazoa; Chordata; Mammalia; Artiodactyla; Lipotidae
Gene: RALGPS1
Product: Ral GEF with PH domain and SH3 binding motif 1
Exons: 20
Coding region: 58-1884 (608 amino acids)
Biological process (GO): Ras protein signal transduction
Cellular component (GO): plasma membrane
Molecular function (GO): guanyl-nucleotide exchange factor activity
Source: RefSeq, a predicted model, not a curated record